Myxocyprinus asiaticus (Chinese sucker) is the source of this 4830-nucleotide messenger RNA. Its product is annotated as UDP-glucuronosyltransferase 2C1-like. The coding region runs from base 824 to 2428 and encodes 534 amino acids. Gene Ontology annotation, molecular function: UDP-glycosyltransferase activity. The transcript has 2 exons. The record is from RefSeq and is a predicted model, not a curated record. Lineage: Eukaryota; Metazoa; Chordata; Actinopteri; Cypriniformes; Catostomidae.
CCAUUCCCCUAUAUACAUUUUUUCUGUUUUUAUUAGUGUUUCUGUUCAUAUUUUGACAGACCUAAAAGUUUGCAUAACAUACUUGGAUUGAACUACUUAAUCGAAAUGAAUGGACUGUGAACCUACCUUGUGCAUGCCGGCUGAGACUACAUUAGUAUGAGUCAUUUUCAUUACUUUUUUGUUUAUGAAUACAAUAAUUCGCUCAAAUUCCGUCAUUGGCGUCUGUAGUUAUAAAAUCCAAAUGGCAAAAGUCAUUGUUGCUGGGCUACAUACUCGAGAUCUAAGAUCUAGAGUAUUUGCUGCAUAAGGUCUAACAAAAUCCAUUUAGUUUUAUCCUCACAAAAAUUGAGAACUGAUGUCAUCACUUAUUAUCAAAACAUCAUGGAAUGUGUUUUGUUAUAACCACCAAAAUUAAAUAUUAACACAUUGAGAUGCAAAUUAAUAAUCUAAUAAAAACUUGCCACUUGGGUAUAAAUUUGAUAUCAUAGUGAAAGGGUAUCACAGUUCUGUUCUGUAAUAUUUAUUCCCAAGCAAAGUAAAAAUACUUUUAUGUCAUAGUUAUUGGCCCAACACCUAAAGAGUUAUGAGGAUUCUAAUUUGUACCAUAUUUGUCGAGAUGAAUGGUUGCUCAUUAACUAGUUAUAUGAAGGUAAAUGCCCCUUGACCAUAUAAAGACUGUAGAAUGAACCUUCACUCACAAGCUACAGUGUAAAUCAGUAUUCAAAGUGAGGCCACAGGGGAAGUUAUCUGUUCUUGGAGUUUUCUGACUUUUGCUACACUCAACAAAAGCUGACCUGGUAAUGAUUUUGUAUGCUGCAUAUUAAUGGGUAUUAUGAGUAGACAGGUUAUGCAGGUGUGUGGUCCAAUUUUGAUAAUCCUCCUGGUGACAACUGUCCCAGCUGUUAAGAGUGGUAAAGUUCUUGUCUUUCCUAUGGAUGGCAGCCACUGGGUCCAUAUGAAAAUCUUGAUUGAAACACUUCAUGCCAAAGGUCACAAUAUUACAGUCAUCCGGAUGCCAGACAGCUGGUACAUCAAAGAAUUCUCACCUCACUACACAUCAAUCAAUCUCAAGACUGCAGGAGGAUUUGGUGAAGAAUUCCUUGAGACGUUCAUAUCCAGACUUAUGGAAAUUUUGAGGGACGGUUCCACCUGGGCUCGUCUUAAGCUUGAGAUAGAGAUAUGGGAAAGUAGUUUAAAGAUGAUUGAAACAAGAAAUGAGAUGUUAAUCAGUAUGUUCGAAGACCAGCAGCUAAUGCAGUCAUUAAAAGAGGCCAAAUAUGAUUUGAUGCUUACAGAUCCAACCAUAUUUGGAGGUAUUAUAUUGGGUCAUUAUCUGAAACUGCCCAUGGUCUACAAUGUCCGUUGGACACUGUUCAGUGAAGCUCAUUUUGCAAUAGCUCCUUCACCACUUUCUUAUGUUCCUUUGCCAAUUCUAGAGUUACCAGACCGCAUGAGCUUCUUUGAAAGAGUAAAGAAUGUUGUGAUGUACAUCAUAACUAAAGCACAGGUUGCUCUGAUGAUCGCUCCAACUUAUAAUGCACUUUGUGAGCGUUUCAUUGGGCCAGGAGUAUCCUACUUUGCCUUACUUCAGAGUGCUGAUUUGUGGCUCCACAGGGUUGACUUUAUUUUUGAAUUUCCACGACCCACUAUGCCAAACAUUGUCUACAUGGGGGGUUUUCAGUGCAAGCCAACAAAGCCUCUUCCACAAGACCUAGAGGACUUUGUGCAGAGCUCUGGUGAACAUGGUGUCAUUGUCAUGUCUCUGGGCACUCUCAUUGGUCAGCUUCCUCAUGACGUUGCUGAGGCAAUUGCUGAAGCUUUUGCAGAACUUCCACAGAAGAUCAUCUGGAGGUACAAAGGAAAAAGACCAUCUGCACUAGGGAAUAACACCUUAAUGAUGGACUGGAUACCUCAGAAUGAUCUUCUGGGUCAUCCCAAGACCAGAGCUUUUGUGGCACAUGGUGGAACGAAUGGAGUUCAAGAAGCCAUCUUCCAUGGGGUACCAAUUGUUGGAUUUGGGUUGAUCUUUGAUCAGCCAGAUAAUCUUUCAAAAAUGAGAGUAAAGGGUGUUGCAAAGACUGUAAACUUUGGCACAGUGGAUAAGGACUCCUUCCUUAAAACUGUUAAAGAGGUCCUCUAUGAGCCCUCUUAUCGUGAGAACAUGCAGAGGCUCUCAAGUCUUCACAAGGACGUUCCAGUGAAGCCUCUGGACAAUGCCAUCUUCUGGAUUGAGUUUGUUAUGAGGCACAAAGGAGCCCCUCACCUUCGCACAGAGUCGUACAAAAUGCCCUGGUACUCUUAUCACUCUGUUGACGUCAUACUGUUCCUGCUUUCUGCUAUAUCACUUAUAGUCCUGACUACAUAUGCGGUCAUCAGAUAUUUCUGCAUAAGAAUAUGUAUGCGAACAACAAAAAAGAAGCUCCAGUGAUUCUUGUUAUUAUAAUUGAAUUAAUACAGUGUUUUUGUUGUUGUUUACUUAAGCAUUUCUUGUGUUUUUAAAGGACUAUCUUGUAAUUUUUGUUUGCAGUUUAGGCGUAAUCCAGUGAAAUCCACCUACAAAUUAAAGUUUACCUUGCAGAUUGUAAAAUUCAAAUUUACGUUGGAGAUUAUUUUAUUGUUCCUAGCACAUAAAUAUGUUUCUGAAUUAUAUUCUAGAUAUUUAAAAUUAUUUUGUCAGUAUUGACCAUACUGGUCUGUUAGAACAACAUUGUUACCACUGUAAUGUGAACACAUUAUACAACAUUAUUUGGUUACAUAUUGAUUACCCUCAAAUGUAUUUCUAUAUCUACAUCUACAUAUACUCCAUAUACAAAAAAAAAAAAAAAAAAAAAAGGACUUUUGCGGGUUGUUCAGUUUACUUAAUUUAAAUUAACUAAAGCAACACAAUUCUAGAAUAUUUUGUCACAACUUGAUUUUGUGUUCUAAAAUUUGUAAAACUGACAUUUACUUUACCCAUUUGAGUUUGGACUCUUUUUGUAACAUUGAUGACACUGGGCAGGGGAUUUCGUAGUAUACAUGGGACAUGAUGGGGUGAACAAAUGUUGAAAUUAAGUGUUAUUUUAUGCAUUUUUUUGUGCAAUAUGAGAAUGGGGGAGAUUAGUUCAUGUUUAAUGUUCUGCUAUAUUGGUAUUUAAAAAGAGUGUCUGUUAGGAUGAUGUUUUGGGGGUUUACCAUUGUGGUGAAUAAUGGUGCUUGUGCUUAGGUUGAGGAUGGAUGUUCACAUUCAAGGGAUGUUUGAUUCGAGUUCUAUAGGCAGUUGCUAUCAAAUUGACAGUUUUAUUGUCCUUACACUUGCUCACUUGACAUAAACUACUGAUUAAUAAAAUACAUUAAGUUGGACCAACAUAAAAAAUUUAAUAAAAAUUAGUACAUUUUGUUUGACGAACCUUAUAAUGUUGAGAAAGAAAUUAAAUUGCUUGUAAAAACUUUCUCAAAUUCAAUUAAGUAAGGGUAAUGACUUCAUUUCUUUGGAGUAUAAUCUAUUGUUACAACUAAAGACUGUUUGGGAAAAAUAGAGCUUACUGUCUUUCCUUAUAUUUUGACUACCUGCUCAAAAAACUACAUAAUGUGAUUUUUUUUACAAUAUGGUAUAAACAUGUCCCAAAAGGUAUUUUCCAUCAAUGCAAAAAGAAUCAAUGUACUCCUCUGAUUACUUGAUAUCCAGCAAACAUGUUUUAUUUGAAACAACAUAAGCUGUAGCAAUCUGACCCACUGGGUCAACCUGUAUUUCUCAAGAGGACAAAGGUGGAAGAUCAUAUUCCUUUUCCAGUUUAUGAUUCACACCUGCCGGAGGGGGCAAACCUUGACCUUUCUGUCAUCAGUCCAGAUGAGAAGCAAAAAAACUACAAUGGUGUAAUCUUAGAUUCCCCCCUAAGGAAAAUGCUGUACACAUUACUUCAAGUAUGUUAUUUGUUAUAUGAGUGAAAUACAUGCAAUACUUUUGGACAUGCUAUACUCUAUCUAAAACUAUUUACUAACAGCCUUUAGUUUUUAAUUCUUAAAUAAUUUAAUUCUUUCAUUAUUUUUUUUUUAUUUCAUACAUGCAGCUUUUAAGACCUUAUACUAAGAAACUACAUGGAAUAUCAAAAAAAUACUUUUAAAAAUUAAUUUGUCACACCACAAGACCAUUUAAAAUGAAUGAGUAAAGGGUAGUGAUUUAAAUUGGUGAAAAAAAAAAUCGUUGAUCAGUUACAGGACCAAAGAAAUACACUUUGCCUUAUACAUUCAUAUCCAUUUUAACUUAAACUCUUGGUGUUGAUUAAAAAAAGCUCUAUGGACAGAAUAUGUCAACUACCCAUUAUGCAGUACCCUCUACCCAUUAUUUAUGAAAAGUUCUAUACUUUCUUCCAUUUUGAGCUGAGCAGAAUGGUUUUCAUAUUUAACAGAAAAUUAAUAAUAAACAAUAAAGAAAAUAUUUAAAUUGGGUACAUUAGAUGGUCUUCUUAAUGGGCUGAUUGAUGCUAAAAUGUAACACAAAAGGUAUGGAUUGGAUAAUAUUUGCCUUCUGUGUAAUAUGCAGCUUCAUUGACGUACUACAGUUUUAUAGACUGCCUUACUCAUCACACUAACCACUGAGCUGAAUCUCCAUGCAUUUCUGCAGCAAUAUACUGUAUCUGUGCCUCUCUCUCUCUCUCUCUCUCUCUCGCUCUCUCUACACACACACACACACACACACACACACGCUCUUUCUUUUGCACACAGUCUGGAACACACAUAAUCUGUAUGCGUGUUUGAAAAUGUUCUGCCUUCAUGCUUUGUGCUGCUUUUGUACUUUAAAAUGCUGCUGAGCUGCUAAAAAUACAGCUGUAAUUGAAAGCUUUUAUCCAAGCA